AAUAUUUCAAAUCGUUGAAAAAAAAAAUUGUUUUCCGAAAUGUUUGUUCGACGUUAAACUUUUUUUAUACAAUUUUCCAUCAAUAUUCUUUUCAUUAUAAAUAACCAUUCACAUUUAAUUCACUCAUUUAUAUUUAAUAAACAAAAUAUUUUCAUCGGUUCUCCUUCACCAACACGGCGCCCUGUGCAGCACCACUGAAUAACAAAAAAAAAAAAAUUACAAAAUAAUGUCCAUCAAAAUAGAUCGAGCUUCGAUUCAAAAAUUGGGCCAUGAAACCCAAGAAAUACGACUUCGCACUCUCGAGCAAAUUGAAAAUAAAGUCGCACGUGCCUUAAUUCACAACGAACGCAUUGAUUUCCGUCCAGGUGAACUGAUCAAGUAUUUAAUAAGAUGGUUUGCCUUUCAGCCUCUACAAGCCAAGGAUAUUGUAUUAAAUUUAAUCAUGAGAAUUCUAAAAAGCCCAUACCGUCAAGAUGUCAUCGACUACUUGGGCGAAGAACGUCUCAAAAAAGAACUGGGUAAAGUAAAAAUUCUGGUCAAAAGCACUCCCGAAGUGCAACUAGUCGGUGAGAUUUUAACCAUGCUCGAAAACGAUGUCAGCGAAGUCAUAGAAAUAAGUGAUACCUUAAGUAUCUCGAGCAGUUACGAUAGUUUGUCAAUUCGAGAUCUGGACAGCGAAAGCCAAGCCAAUGGUAUGGGCUAUGAAAUUGCGUGGUCCAAGGCUUCUGUUCCAGAUUACAAUUCCUUGAAAGUCAUAAGCGACAUUUUAAAAAAUAACAAUUCCGCUUCAGAUUUGCACAAUGCCCUGCAACAUAUACAAAUCACAAUUGACGAUUACCCUUCCGAGUAUUUCCUUCAGCCCCCUCAUAUAUUCCAGAAUCUCCUUGAUUUGUUUGAAAGUGGAAGCUGUGCUUUUGAAGAUUUAUCGGAGACAUUUAUAUGUUUUUGCAAAUCACUACUUGGUAGGCUAAAAACGAGAAGAAAAGCUGUCGCUUUUUUCACAUCGAAGCCAGGUGUUCCCGUCAAAUGCCAGGUCAGUGUGUCGACAGUUUGCUUUCGACUGCUAGAACUAUGCAUGACUUAUCUUAAAUUUAAUUUGUUUAACAUGGAAAAGGGUACUUUUAAUGUGUUUCGAAUGAUUAUGGAAGUCUUUCGUAUAAUCGAAAUGCUUCCUCCGGAGGAAUCUCCGGCAGUCGAAGUAUUUUUCGAAGAACUAAGCACAAUAGCCACAAAGCUUCGAUUGUCAUUCGAGGAAGAUAGCUUUCCAGUGAUGAAUCGUGUCAAAUAUCUUCUUGUUCUCUUCACUAUGAGAAAAAUUCUUGGAAACACAAAAUAUAACAGCAUUAAACCUGGGCAAGAAUUAAAAAUAGCUCUGUUGGAUCUACCGCUAUCGAAGUUGCUACCAGAGCAAUAUGCUCAUAUUAUGAACAUAUUUAGCGAAAAUUGCGAUUUGGAUUUACGGAAUUUACUGAAUGCUUCAGAAACCCUCAAAUAUUACGCUAACAUUGAAAACAGUCCCGAUACAAAUACUUUAGAGCAAAGUAUGGAAAUAUUACAGACAUUCUCAAUUCACGAAAGCAUGGAACUGAUUAAGAAAAUAUUUAAAGCCAUUUUAAAGUGCGUGCCACUCUACGCAGGCAAUCGGCAACUUAGAAAAAAAGCCGAUGAAAUUCUCCUCCGGAUGUUCACUCAUCACAGCUUGCAAGUAAGAAUAUUUACUUAUACGGAAUCUGCAAAUGCGAUGAAAAAAUUCUUUGCUUCUCUUUUGAACGGAGAGUGCGCUUUUGCUGGACAAAAUAACAUCAAACUUGUUAACGAUCAAAUUCUUGGCUUUCCACUAACAACAGAGCUUAUCACUGAAAUUGCAACAUCUGGCUUUGAAAAUACAUCUUUGCAAAAAUUAGCCGAAGAUAUACUUUUUCUUCCUAUAAAAGGACGUCAAAUACUAGCGGAGGGUUGGUCUAAAAUUAUGGAUAUCAUAUUGCCAAACAUUCCAAUUUAUCAGUGCCUUAUUGAAUCGCAGAAGAUUACAGAUGGUAUUCUUAAACUUCUCGAUCCAGAUGCAGAUUGUUUGCCACAUUUAGACACAUUUCAGGGUAAUUUACGUUUUCUUUUCCAUCCUGAUGCAAAUAUUCGUUCUGAAGCUCUCGCUCGCACAAUGUAUAUUCUCACAUCACAGCCAAGUGCCGGUGGAAUGUUGCCAAAUUUAAAUGAAAUAAGUGACAUUAUUCCUAAUGAUUGUUGCUUGCAACAGGUUCCACGAGAAAUUGAACGAAUCUUCUGCGGGGGAUUUUAUGAGACGUCGAUCGUUGCUAAUCUAAUGCAACUCCUGAUGGCUCCAGAUGUUGAACCACAUAUCCGAAAGACUGUUCUUAUGCAACUGAAUGUGGUAGGUCAAGAGGAGAAUUUAAAUCGGUUAAUAUUUGAAGCUGGCGGUUGGAUGGCUUGUUUGCAAUCUCUACAAGGAGCUCUUCAAAAGCAAUCGCAUUUUGACUAUCCAGAUUCAAUUGUUCCGAUUGUUGGUAUUUUAUCGAAGCUACUUUUUUGCGAUACUCAGUUUCGCCAAGAAUUAUCCAAGGAGGAAAAUGUUUACAUUCUCUUAACACGAAGUCUGUUUCUAUAUGUUAAUGACAUAGCUCUGAAACAGGAUGUAUCGCUGUGUUUGUUUCUUCUUCUAUUCAGCUCAUUUAUUGUUGGAACAAAACACCUGACUGUUCAGAAAGUCUUACAGAACCUUCGGCUACCAGUAAAGUGUCAAGCACAGACUUUAUGCAACGAAAGAAAAAAUGUAUUGGAGAAAUUAUAUCUUGGAGAAGAAUCUUCAACAAUAGCAGAUAUCAUAUCUUGCCAACGUUUUAUUAGAAUGACUGUAGCUGAAUUAAGAUUCAAAGGGUCUUUAGAAUCUGCCAAAUUAUCAACGGACUACAUCCCUAGCUUGACGAAAAGCGACAUGCGUUUAAUCAAAUCCACUUCAAUGACUGAGAAUAUUGCGAAAUUUUUAAAAUACGCCUCUAAUGCAACUGAACACGAACAAAUUGUUCAUAGUAUAACAUCAAUGCGAUUGAUACAGCUUCUUUGUGGAGGAAAUGCGAUGAGUUCUGAUUUAGUAACAAAAACUUUUCGAAGAUUUAUUCUCAACACAAAUCAAUUGGUUUUGCUAGAGGAUUCAAUGGAACUUUUUUCAACAUUAGUUCAAGUGAAUAAUGAAACUAUAAUAAAUUGGUUACUAUCAAUUCUUGGUGAAGAACAGGCUCCUUUAUUGCGUCUUCUUUCAAAUGAAGUAGAAACUCCGCUUAGUCUUCAUCGAAAAAUAUGUGGCCUUUUAUCUGAAGUAUUUCAAAGAGCCCCAUCUUCUAUUCGACCACAAAGCCUAGAACUCGAUGUCUUUAAUACGUUGAUGUCAAUGACAGAGGAACACUUUAAAAAACGUGAUUUGGAUCGAACACGCUGCGUUUUGGGAGUAUUGCAAGUCCUUUCAGGACGUCGAUCUUUACAAAAGCUUUUGAGUAGGAAGCAAGUAUAUUCUACUGUCAAAAAACUUUUCUUUUUUACCAUUGCGCUAAAGUCGUUUACCCAGACUGGAUCUGAUUUGCAAAAAAACGCACUGUUAAUUAUUUCUAGCCUAUCGUCCAUAACUCCGGAUUUUCAACUGAAUGGUACAUAUUUAAAGUAUUUAUCAGGUUUGGGAGGACACAACGAUUAUCAAGUACGAACGUUGGCAUGGUGUAUACUUGCCCGCAUUGCUAAGAAUGAAGAUGGGGUUGAAGCCCUAAUAAAAGAGUUGGAUUUCCUACCCGGAGGUUUUCGAGCAUGUUGUUUGAGCACACUUCUCGACGUUUCUGAGGUUGCAAUGGUAAGGCAGUUGGCAGGUCUAUUAUUUGCCGAUUUACUAAAUAAUGGAACUCAAUUCGAUGAAGUUCACGAAACCGUUCAAAAACAUGAUUUUUAUCGAAUCGCUCUGGGAUCUCUGAGGUACUUUUACCCAGGAGAACUUUUAUCAACAACAGAUCAGCGCGAAGAGAUAACAACAUGCGAUAUUGUUCGUGCCUACUGCAAAAUCUGUAUCCAACUCAUUGAACUUAAGUCAUCAUUUUGUGCAGAAUUAUGUAAGAAACCAAUAAUGGGAAAACUAUAUCAACUGAUAAAGUGUCCGCCGGCUAAAGAAGAGCCUCAAAAGUCAUUUGCAUCUAUGGUGGGUGAAAUUUGUAACCUCUAUUCGCGUUUUAGUCGAAGUCACUUGGCUUUCCUUCAAACCACUCUCUGCCGGGAUCACGAUUUCCUCAGCUAUCUUUGUUCGUUCCUUUGCACAUCCCAUCCUCAGCAACAUCUGAUGAGUAUGCUUAAUCUUCUUAUGGUAUUGUCCAAGGAUCAAACUGGUUUCCAAUAUAUUUGCGAGAGUUUUGCUGGAAACUCCGAAAAAAUAGUCAACUUAGUAACAGUUUCCUUGGAUACAUCUUUAUCUAAUUCAUUGUUGCAGCCCACUUGUCUAGCCUUCAUCACUUUCUUGCUGAUCAAAUGUCAGCAACGAAACGUCGAACAUGAAUGCUUCAGUGACACACUGGAAACAACCGUCACAGAACCAGCGCAGAUGAAAUAUGCAGCUCAAGUGAUAUUUCUACAACUCAAUAAACUGCUGGUGCACAACUACCCGUUGAAAAUGGAUAAAUUUGAAACUGCUCCCAGUGCAAUGAAAGUGCUGCUUUGCGAAGCUAUAGCAGUUCUAUUAAAAACAUCUGAAAAGGCCCGAAUAACGGCUAAAAACAUAAAAUUUCUCGAUAGAAUUUUGUUGAUAUUUAACACAUUCUUAGAAAGUAUUCAAGUACCUUGCACAACUUUUGUUCGACGAUAUAGUGAGACCAAGAAAUUAGCUGUCAUCAAACAUUUGAGUCUUCUAUACGGAAUCAUUUUGAAUUGGUUUUCAGUAGAUGUUCUGACCGAUGAACUUCAAGUAGUGGAGCUAACUAAAGUUCUGAUUCAAACUUGGCCGUGGCAAAAUCACUCGAACGAUAUUCGAAUUUUGUAUCUCAAGACAUUGGCUUUCUUGAGUGAGAAAUCAGUACCAAUGUGUCGACAAUUUUCCCUUCCAACUGCUAGUAAUUCAAGUACGCUUUUACAGAUGCUUCUCAAGCUACUUACCAUGGAAACAAACAAGGUCAAAAGUGUAGAUUCUAAUUCAGUACCGCUAAUAAAAAUUGGCCUCCGAACCAUUAUGAACUGCUGCUCCUGCCAAGAAGGCCGAUUGGCUCUCAUCAAAUUGCAUGCGUUGGAUAUAUUCGAUAAUGUGCAUCCAUUCAAUCCAAAAUCACCGAAAUCGAAGAAUGAUAUUCUUGUAGCGUGGGUAUCGUUUUGGGAACUUUUCUCUCGAUAUCCUGAAGGAGCAGUCAGUCGUAACAUAAUUGGGCUCUGUACAGUCAUUAAUAAGUGCCACGAUCCCUCGCUGCGACUUAUUGGAUUGAAAAUUCUUCGCAAUAUGACAUUCCUGCCAAGUAAUCGCACUAAUUUGCUUGCUUCGGCUGAUUUUUUGUAUACCGUCAAUAAUAUUAUUACUAACAGUGAAUGCUACUCGGAACGGUUGGUCACAUGCACUGCCGUAUGGCGACUAAUAUCUGGAGGAGCUAAAUAUGCUGCGACAAUAAAAAAUACUAAAAUGACAAAAAAACUAAAAACGAUACUUGAAGAUUUAAACGGCGGAGAGCUUCAACACAGUGCUAAUCGAGGUCAAGCUAAGGAUUUGGCAAAUGUUAUCGAGAUUAUAUUAAGAAUUUUGAAUAGCUAGCGAUUUGUCUUAACCUUCUAUAAUACUAUUCUAUCAAGAUUUUUACAAUUUAAAACACAAUAAUGCAUCUUUAUAUUUUGUUUGUGUCUUUUAUGUUUCAUUAUGCUAAAUUAAGUUUUUUUCUUUAUAUUUAACUUUUUUUCAUGAAAA
Molecule: messenger RNA, 5926 nt
Organism: Episyrphus balteatus (marmalade hoverfly)
Lineage: Eukaryota; Metazoa; Arthropoda; Insecta; Diptera; Syrphidae
Gene: ana3
Product: protein rotatin homolog
Exons: 3
Coding region: 227-5776 (1849 amino acids)
Biological process (GO): centriole-centriole cohesion; ciliary basal body organization; centriole replication
Cellular component (GO): ciliary basal body; centrosome; centriole
Source: RefSeq, a predicted model, not a curated record